Molecule: messenger RNA, 1789 nt
Organism: Drosophila hydei
Lineage: Eukaryota; Metazoa; Arthropoda; Insecta; Diptera; Drosophilidae
Gene: AdipoR
Product: adiponectin receptor protein
Exons: 7
Coding region: 170-1489 (439 amino acids)
Biological process (GO): adiponectin-activated signaling pathway
Cellular component (GO): plasma membrane
Molecular function (GO): signaling receptor activity
Source: RefSeq, a predicted model, not a curated record
CGUGGUCACACUUUUUGUUAUAUUAUAGAAGGAGAAAAACGUAAAUUGGCCUAAUUUUUUAUUAAAACUUUUCGUUUACGCUCAACGCGGAUCUUUUUUCUCACGGAUUAAGCCUAAGUCAUUGAUAGCAGUGAAAGGGCUGAUUCGUUUAGAGGCUACGACAAUUGUAAUGGAAUCCUCUACAAAUUUGCUGGAGCGCAUCAGCGCGGGCAGCGAUAAGGAGACGGCCAGCAGCCUCAACGUCAGCGGAAACGAUCAGGAUUCUGGUUUACCCUCGUCGGCAGAGAUGACGAAUACGCCUGUGGCGCAGAGCGCAGCCGGCGAUGAUGAGGAUGCGGAUAUUUUCGAACAGGUGACAAUGAUAUUGCGUAAAAGACGUGGCUGGGGACCACAGGAUUCUCUUAGCCCUAGUGGCCUUGAUCUAGAUUUGCUUGAAGAUGACGAUGAGUUGGUUGAGGAAGAUGAUGCCGGUUGUCCGCUGCCUUCGACGCCAGAGGACACUCAGCUCAUAGAGGCCGAGAUGACCGAAGUCUUAAAGGCAGGUGUACUCUCAGAUGAGAUCGAUCUGGGUGCUCUGGCACACAAUGCCGCCGAGCAGGCUGAAGAAUUUGUGCGCAAGGUCUGGGAAGCCAGCUGGAAGGUUUGCCAUUACAGGAACUUGCCCAAAUGGUUGCAGGACAAUGAUUUCUUGCACCGCGGUCAUCGCCCACCUUUACCAUCGUUCCGCGCAUGCUUUAAAUCAAUAUUCCGUGUUCACACGGAAACGGGCAACAUCUGGACGCAUCUGCUCGGCUGCAUUGCUUUUAUCGGUGUCGCUCUAUAUUUCGUGUCUCGUCCCACAGUUGAGAUACAAUUUCAAGAGAAAUUAGUAUUUGGUGCAUUCUUUAUGGGUGCCAUUAUUUGCUUGGGAUUCUCAUUUGCUUUUCAUACAUUAAGUUGCCAUUCGGUAGAGAUUGGAAGACUGUUUUCAAAACUGGACUAUUGUGGAAUUGCAUUACUCAUAAUGGGCUCCUUUGUGCCUUGGCUUUACUAUGGCUUUUAUUGUCACUAUCAGCCAAAGGUGAUAUACCUGUCUGUGGUUUGUGUACUCGGCUGCCUGUCUAUCAUUGUCUCGCUGUGGGAUAAGUUCUCAGAACCUGCCUUACGUCCGCUACGUGCUGGCGUUUUCAUGAGUUUCGGUCUGUCUGGCGUUAUUCCGGCCAUCCACUAUAGCAUUAUGGAGGGCUGGUUAAGUCAAAUCAGCCGCGCUAGCCUUGGUUGGCUAAUACUAAUGGGUUUACUGUAUAUACUGGGCGCAUUAUUAUACGCUCUUCGCGUGCCUGAGCGCUGGUUUCCCGGCAAGUUUGAUAUUUGGUUUCAGUCACAUCAAAUUUUCCAUGUGCUUGUUAUAGCGGCCGCAUUUGUGCAUUACCAUGGCAUCUCGGAAAUGGCUAUGUAUCGUGUUACUGUCGGAGAAUGUACCGUGCCAAUCGAGCCUAUAACUUUUUAAAUAAUUUAGCAAUUACAAAAAUACAAUCGUCACAUACAAUCACAUGCAUGCACUCACAAAAAAACAUCUGCACUACAAGCACUACACUUGAAGAUCGUAGCGCCGUUUUGACAAUGCAACCAUUUUAGCGUUUGGUACGCAUUUGUUCUUUGUUAAUUGGAUUCAAACAAAAAGCCAACCUUCAGGAUGGAUCAAGAAUAAAAUAGUCUAUUUCCGGAAUGCUGAUUGGAAAACAUACGUUAUUAAAUACUUAGGAAAACCCCGUUUAUUAUAAUCGAAUGAAAUCUGCUGUAGUUUAAU